AUGGGUGACGAUCACACGUGCUCCCCGUCACCGCCGAUUGAAUCAGCGAAUGCACCUACUUUAUUUCAAUUGGAAGAAGAUUUUAUAAUUCUUUUAGAAACUUUACCAGAACUGUGGAAUCCCCGGCAUAAAUAUUAUACAAACAAAUACAAGCGACAAGCUAGAUACGAAAAGUUGCUCGACGUUUACAAGAAAAUCAAGCCACAAGCGACUGUUGAAGAUGUCCGUAAAAAAAUAAAUAGUCUCAGGUCCAACUUUAGACGAGAACUAAAGAAAAUAGCUUUAUCAAAAAGAUCUGGAGCCGGUGUUGACGACUUGUACACACCAAGAACAAAAACAUUCAAACAGCUAGGUUUUUUAUACACUACCGAGACACCAAAUUACAUUCAACAGGAUGAAAAUUCUGGAGAAAUUUCUGCGAGACACGAAAGCGGUCAAGAAACUAUAACAGAAAAUCCAUCACCGGGAAAAUUUUCUUCAAUCGCAGAAAUUGUUCAUCCGCCUAAACACAAGCAAAAACCAAAGACAUUGCUGACUAAGCAAAAUGAGCUGCUAGAUCGAGCAAACAUAUUUUUGUCACAAAAAACGUCUCUGGAAUCAACUACCACGACUAAUUCCCUAGCAUUGGUGUGGGCAGAAAAGAUCGAUAAAUUACAACCUCAACAACGAUUCUUUGCAGAGAAAGCAAUUCAUGAUAUUUUAUUUGAGGCGGGGUUGGGAAACCUUCACCGAUUUUCUGUGAAAAUCAACGAACCUACUCAUAGGAAUGCGAUGUCACCAUAUUCAUACAACGCCUCUCCUUUGCAUUUACAUAACUCUCCAAUACCACACUACUCUUCGCCGGAAAACCCACCUUCUCCCUCAGACUUGCACUACUCUUCAGUUACUUCUCCUACACACUCUUCAUUGCAGUCCUCGACAGUAGAUGUUCCACACACAUCCACAUUUGAACAGUCACAAGUAUUUGCUGAAGCUACUGUCUCACGCACACAUCAUUCGUCGUCGACUACUUCUACUCCAACACAUUCUUUGACCAUUGUGCCUCAACCAAUGUCCUCUCAGUUAAAACUUGGAAUAAAUUCACAUCCCGGUGCUUCUACUUACCGAAAAGGUUUUGCAUCACAAAUAAUAAUACACCAAAAUACGGAUGUCCCUACUUUACAUAUUCCAGAUACCCAAUCAGAUAUUGAAGAUUAUACAGUGGGGUCAUUGUUUGCAAGAUAUAAUCCGAAUGAUUAA
This is a messenger RNA of Parnassius mnemosyne (clouded apollo), 1239 nucleotides long. NCBI's taxonomy places the organism in Eukaryota, Metazoa, Arthropoda, Insecta, Lepidoptera, Papilionidae. The record is from the annotation of a GenBank genome assembly.